This is a messenger RNA of Vigna radiata var. radiata (mung bean), 2422 nucleotides long. RefSeq names its product polygalacturonase 1 beta-like protein 3. Lineage: Eukaryota; Viridiplantae; Streptophyta; Magnoliopsida; Fabales; Fabaceae. The coding region runs from base 343 to 2223 and encodes 626 amino acids. The transcript has 3 exons. The record is from RefSeq and is a predicted model, not a curated record.
UGUGGCUAUGUAUAAACAUUUCUAGUUCAUGCAAACAGGGCAGCAGUCAAGAGGAACUUCUCAGCAUUCACACAUAGGAGCAUGGAAUAUUGAAGGCCCAAUAUAAAGUCACAUUCUACACUUUCACUCUUCACAUAACACACUUCUUGCUCUUUCUCUCUCUUUCUCUCUCUCGGACACACACACACUCUCAUGUAAUAUAAAUUUCUGAGUACAACUCCACGAGACCACAGAAAAUUUCAAGUCUCUUACCCUUCUUUCUUCCCCUCAUUUCUCACUCACGGGAAAUUAAAAAAAAAAGGGGAAAAUCGAACAAAAAGAGAAAAAAGGAGUGAGAAUAACAUGAACGAACAACUCACGCUGCUCUGUCUCUUUAUCCUCUUCUCCUCUCUCAGUGUUAGCUUCGCCGGGGUCACCGACGGAGAGAAAAACCCGUUCACGCCCAAAGCCUACGCGAUUCGCUAUUGGGACAAAGAGAUCCGCAGCACGCUUCCCAAGCCUCCGUUUCUUUUGUCCAAGGCGUCGCCGCUGAGUGCGGCGGAGUCGGCGGCGUUCGUGAAACUCGCGGCUCAGAACGCUCUUGACCAGCGGCUGCCGGAAUUCUGCGCCUCCGCGAAGCUUCUCUGCUUUCCGGAGGUGGGGUCGAGCUUUGAGAAGCACGACAAGGACGCGAACUUCGCUGUGUACAGAGACAAGAACUUUACCAACUACGGAACGGGUCGACCCGGUGGAGUGGAUUCGUUCAAGAACUACUCCGAAGGGGAGAAUAUUCCGGUGAAUGAUUUCCGGCGCUACAGCAGGGACUCCGCCGGGCACAAGGACAGUUUUUUGAGCUACAGCACAGAGGGGAACGUGGUGCAGCAGAGCUUUCACACUUACGCCGCUGGAGCCACAGGUGGAGCCGGCGAUUUCAAGCACUACUCUGAGGAGACCAACGUCCCGAACCUCGUUUUCACCUCCUACUCCGACGACGCCAACGGGAGAACCCAGUCGUUCACUUCUUACUCCGAAAACGGCAAUGCCGGAGAACAAUCGUUCUCCUCGUACGGUAAAAACGGCAACGGCCCGACCAACGCGUUCACCUCUUACGGGACAGGUUCCAACGUUGUGGGUUCCGGGUUCUCUAACUAUGCCGAAAACACAAAUGCUCCCAACGACACCUUCAAGGGCUACGGCGUCGACAUGAACAACCCCACCAACACGUUCUCCAACUAUGCCGCCGGCGGCAACGGGGCCGUCGAGAAGUUCUCCAAUUACCGCGACAAGGCGAACGUGGGCGCCGACACCUUCACCUCGUACGCGAAAUCCGCAAACGCUGCCGACGUCGGUUUCAGCAACUACGGGAAAUCCUUCAACGAAGGCACCGACAAGUUCACCUCGUACGCGAAAUCCUCGAACGGCGGCACGAAGGUGGGUUUCACUUCCUACGGCGUGAACAACACCUUCAAGGAGUACUCAAAAGAAACCGCCACUUUCUCGUUCGCGAAGUACACAAACGUGAGCACCACGCUGAGCGUUUCGGCUUCCGAGGUGAGUGGUAGGAUGGUAAAUAAGUGGGUGGAGCCGGGUAAAUUCUUCAGGGAGGAGAUGAUGAAGGAAGGAACGGUGAUGCCGAUGCCUGACAUAAGAGAUAAAAUGCCGGAAAGGUCGUUUUUGCCCCGGAGCAUUUUGUCCAAAUUACCGUUUUCCAUUUCCAAGAUGGACGAAUUGAAGCGCAUGUUCCGAGCCUCCGAUAACGGUUCCAUGGAGAGGAUGAUGCGCGAGAGCUUGGAGGAAUGCGAGCGUGCGCCAAGUCGCGGCGAGACCAAACGGUGCGUUGGGUCUUUGGAGGACAUGAUCGACUUCGCCACGUCCGUUUUAGGGAGAAACGUCGUCGUUCGGAGUACGGAAAACGUGAAUGGCUCGAAGAAGAGUGUGAUGGUGGGACCCAUUAAGGGAAUCAACGGUGGUAAAGUCACCCAAUCCGUGUCCUGCCACCAGAGCCUGUUCCCGUACCUGCUCUAUUACUGCCACGCUGUUCCUAAGGUUCGGCUCUACCAAGUGGAUCUUCUCGACCCGAAAUCCAAGAGCAAGAUGAACCACGGAAUUGCCAUCUGUCACUUGGACACCUCCGAUUGGAGCCCCAGCCACGGAGCCUUUGUCUCGCUCGGGUCUGGUCCGGGUCGAAUCGAGGUUUGCCACUGGAUCUUCCAGAACGACAUGGCCUGGACCAUUGCCGAUUGAGAAAAUCUUCUGAAUAAGAAUCACCUCUAUAGGAAAUGAAAGCUAAAGUGUCAAAAGCGCUAAGAAAACUUAGCCCUUGAAUUAUUUGUUUUUAGUUUGAAAAUUAAGUUAUGUAAUUUUAAUUUUUUUUUUGAAUUGAUAGAAAAGUUGAAGUUAUGAGAAGAAGGUAUAUUAAUUUAUAUGAAGACGAUGAUUAUUA